Messenger RNA from Trichechus manatus latirostris (Florida manatee), 2265 nucleotides. RefSeq names its product reticulophagy regulator 1 (gene RETREG1). The record is from RefSeq and is a predicted model, not a curated record. The coding region runs from base 1099 to 2172 and encodes 357 amino acids. NCBI's taxonomy places the organism in Eukaryota, Metazoa, Chordata, Mammalia, Sirenia, Trichechidae. Gene Ontology annotation, cellular component: endoplasmic reticulum membrane. Gene Ontology annotation, biological process: reticulophagy; negative regulation of neuron apoptotic process. The transcript has 7 exons.
CUACCUUUUGACUAUUGGGAGCAUAUACAUUUUUAAAAGUAAAUUAUUUCUUAAUAAUCAGAUCUUGCUUUCUGUCUUACCUAACGUUCCCAAUCGCGGGGAAAAAAUGGUUUCAAGUUUUGAUCCAAAGCUCUCAAUGCUUUUUCCUAGAAGAAUCUCAGUAAUAUUUCUCCUGAACUUUCUCAAAGCAAGAAGAGUUGAAGUGAUUUUUGUCCUACUCUUAAAAGUUGUAGCAAUUGUGAGUUCCUCGUGACUGGCACUCCUGUACUGUGGUGAACCAGCCUCUAAAAACAUCUCAGAUUCACAGCCUGGCUACUUGCCAACGUCAGGCUGCUCCCUGAUGACAGAGGAAGUCCUGGGGAGAAUCCAUUUUGCCCAAGCAAACACAUCAACUCAUAUGCAUGUGCACAGUUAAUCUGAGUUGAGAAAUCUAGAUGGCCCGAGGGAAGAACUUCUUGCAAAACAAUCUCUUUCAAAAUACCAUUGUUGAUUUUUUUUAUUUUUCAGAGUAAGGGAUCAUUUUGCUGAGUGGCUAAGAGUUCUCAGAACAGACAAGCCCCUCAGCUAUCACAGCUACAGCCAGUUUUGCUCUCAGAUCUCCAACUCCAUCCUGUGACUAGAAGGAGAUUUGAUAGCCCAGGGUGAAGUUUCAAGCUCUCCGUGGCAACGCUGCCCUUUGGUGGGUGCAUGUCAUGCCGGGGGAAAAAAAGGAAAGAGAAAGGGCAGACCUGGGUGAAGUCAUCCCAAUAAAAGUUAAUAGCUGGGUGGUGACACCUCACACAACUGGAGAGAAAUGCUUGGCAGCUGGGCAGUGCCUGCCCUCAGCUGCCUAUCAUGGUACCGGCAGUAAGAGGUGACCUAUUUAUUUUUAGAAGGGGACAGUCAUAAUAAGCCGGCUCUUAGCUUCAUUCAAGGCAGGCACUCAGGUGCUUUGCAAGUUUGUAAACACCUACUUUCUGAGUAAAAGAGGAGUGCUUUUUUCCAAGUAGGAAAGAACUUCACUCCUGGGUUUUUUUCCCAUCCUAAUAUUCGACCUUAGAGUGGAGAAGAGACCAUUGUUUGGACUGGUGAGCUGUGCUAAGCUUUUAAAGGGCAGAAAUGCCUGAAGGUGAGGAUUUUCGACCAGGCAAAAGCUGGGAAGUUAUCAAUUCCAAACCAGAUGAAAGGACCAGACUCAGCCACUGUAUUGCAGAAUCAUGGAUGAACUUCAGCAUCUUUCUCCAAGAAAUGUCUGUUUUUAAACAGCAGAGCCCUGGCAAGUUUUGUCUUCUGGUCUGCAGCGUGUGCACAUUCUUUACGGUCUUGGGAAGUUACAUUCCUGGGGUGAUACUCAGCUAUCUACUACUACUGUUUGCAUUUUUGUGUCCACUGUUUAAGUGUAACGAUAUUGGACAAAAACUAUACAACAAAAUCAAGUCAGUUCUGUUGAAACUAGACUUUGGAAUUGGGGAAUAUAUUAAUCAGAAGAGACGUGAGAGAUCUGAAGCAGAUAAAGAAAAAAGUCACAAGGAUGACAGUGAAUUAGACUUUUCAGCUCUUUGUCCUAAGAUUAGCCUCACGGUUGCUGCCAAAGAAUUAUCUGUAUCGGACACUGACGUAUCAGAGGUAUCCUGGACGGAUAACGGGACCUUCAACCUUUCAGAAGGAUACACUCCACAGACAGACACAUCUGACGAUCUUGACCGACCUAGCGAGCAGGAAGCUUUCUCUCAAGAACUUUCAGAAUUUCCAUCUCUAGAAAAUGGCAUGGGAACAAAUGAUGAAGAUGAAUUAAGCAUUGGCUUGCCUGUUGAGCUCAAGAGAAAAAAGGAACAGUUGGACGGUGGCCACAGACCGAGCAAAGAGAACCAGUCAGCAGCUGGUCUCACCCUUCCUCUGAACAGUGACCAAGCCUUUCACUUGAUGAGCAACCUGGCUGGGGACGUCAUUACAGCUGCAGUGACUGCUGCUAUCAAAGACCAGUUAGAGGGUGUGCAGCAAGCACUUUCUCAGGCUGCACCCAGCCUAGGAGAGGACACAGACGCUGAAGAAGGUGAUGACUUUGAACUACUGGACCAGGCAGAGCUUGAUCAAAUUGAGAGUGAAUUGGGACUUACACAAGACCAGAAAGCAGAAGCACAGCAAAGUAAGAAGUCUUCAGGCUUCCUUUCCAAUCUCCUGGGAGGCCAUUAACCUGGGAAUCAGCUUGCAACAGAACACAGAUAAACCAUCAAAAAAUUUCAAACACGCAAAAAAAAAAAAAAAAAAAGGAAAAAGGAAAAAAAA